Molecule: messenger RNA, 540 nt
Organism: Stegastes partitus (bicolor damselfish)
Lineage: Eukaryota; Metazoa; Chordata; Actinopteri; Pomacentridae
Gene: fam163b
Product: family with sequence similarity 163 member B
Exons: 2
Coding region: 1-540 (179 amino acids)
Source: RefSeq, a predicted model, not a curated record
AUGUCAGCCGGGACCGUGGUCAUCGCGGGAGGAAUUCUGGCUACAGUCAUCUUACUGACCAUCGUCGCCGUACUGUGUUUAUGUAGGUUGCAGUACUACUGCUGUAAGAGGGAGGAGUCCGAGAAGGGGGAAGAGGAGGAACCGGAGCUCGCCACCAUGUCGCCGUCCCGCCCCCUGGCUCUGUCGGCCCCUCCCACGCCCCCGACGCCGGACCGCUACAGCGACGAGCCCGAGACCUACCCGCCCACCUUCCUGACGGAGGCCAACGGGCCGGCCAGCUACUCGCCGACGCCACCGCCGCCGCGCAGGUGCCAGCGCUCGCACGCCUUCUGCCCGUCCUGCGCCCGCUGUUCGCUGCCUUUCUACCUGCAGCACCCCGAGAGGCUGUGCAACGGCGGGCGCAGGAUCAGCUACAGGACUGUGCAGCAGCAGGACCUGGAGCUGCCCGUGGACCUGGCCAGCUUCUACCACAAGCUCAACCUGAUCCGCUCCGUCACCAUGCGGGAGGUGGUCACCCACAGCGUCAGCACCGACGUCUAG